This is a messenger RNA of Nerophis ophidion (straightnose pipefish), 727 nucleotides long. RefSeq names its product ubiquinol-cytochrome-c reductase complex assembly factor 4 (gene uqcc4). The coding region runs from base 126 to 512 and encodes 128 amino acids. The transcript has 2 exons. The record is from RefSeq and is a predicted model, not a curated record. NCBI's taxonomy places the organism in Eukaryota, Metazoa, Chordata, Actinopteri, Syngnathiformes, Syngnathidae.
AACGCGUCGUAUCGGAAGCAAUUCAGGGUUGCACAGCUCUGCAUUACAUGACCUGUGUUCGGUAAGCGGCAAGCAAACCUUCGCUUUCACUGUCCUCUUCGUCCUAAGAUGACAAAUAGUCCACAAUGUGUGCUGCAAUGGUGCACGUUUUCCGUCGUGGGACGCCAACGUUAAUUCGUAACACAGCUGCCACCACGAGUCAGGUGAGCAUUCGCACACUGUCUGUGAGCCAUCACAUGCUGGCCAAGGAUAAACCCAACGAUGACCAGAAGGUGAAUAAUGAGCCCAUUAAGUUCUCCAGCAGCAAGGCCAGUCAUAGGACUUGGAAUGUCAACCGUUCUUUGGGAAUUCACUAUGAGCGGCCAUGGUGGAAAGUCCUCCCCAUCUGCGCCGUUGUGGCGAGCUUCCUAAUGUGGUGUUUUUUGAGGGGGGAGGUGGACAUUGAUGAACAGCUGGAGGAGGAACUUUACCAGAAUUUACCUGGAUUGCUACCAGAUGACGAUGAAAAGUAGUUAUGUUUAAGCUUUUGCCUUUACUUAAUGGGUUGCCAAGUUUUGACUCAAUCAUCAGUUUAUUUAUACAGCCUAUAAUCACAAACGUUUCCGAGGGCUUGCAAACCCGUCAAUUAACCAUGUUGUCCUUUUUUUGCAAUAUAACAACUGCAAAUUACUUGAAAUAUGUUUUUGUAAUGCAAACAGUUCAGUUUCAAUAAAAUGGAACACAAUGA